AUGGGUGAGGUGUGAAAAGUGUGGGAUGUGGGAUGGAGAAACCUUACCACCGCCUACAGAGCUUGGCGGGCACAGUGUGAAGUGUCAAUGCGUGCCAUAGUGUGUCAAUGCGUGCCAUAGUGUGUCAAUGCGUGCCAUAGUGUGCACAGGGCAUGAAGGAAUGUUUAAAAGAAGAAUGUGAGAAGUUGAGCAGAUGGAGGACUGUCAGUCAUUUUCUUUUGGGGGGAUGGGCUGGGAAUAGUUGGCCUGUCAACAUUUUCACAAUGUUUCUUUGGUGUUUCUGUUUCUUUUUAUAUCAGCUGUCACCACGUACUCACAGUCAUGUAGCUAACUUCUUCAUCAAUGUGUUGAUCAAAGGAAAUUGAAUAUCUAAAGCUUUUAGCAGAGAUUAGAGGCUUACAUGCACACACACACCGAUCUCUAUGCUACACCGCAGACACACACACCUUUAUAUGCCACUGUUACACUCUCUAGAGCCUUUGAGUAAAUGUCCCUUCAGCUUUCUCUGCCAGGGCCAGUGUGUUUCUGUUUCGGUGUACCUUUGUGUGUAAAAGAGAUCUCAACCUCUCCAACAAAGCCUUGCCAUUGUAAUAAAAAAACCAAACCCAUUGAGGUAGUGUUGCGAGGUUAUAGACAGCUCUUAUACAGUGAGGGAAAAAAGUAUUUGAUCCCCUGCUGAUUUUGUACGUUUACCCACUGACAAAGACAUGAUCAGUCUAUAAUUGUAAUGGUAGGUUUAUUUGAACAGUGAGAGACAGAAUAACAACAAAAACAUCCAGAAAAACGCAUGUCAAAAAUGUUAUAAAUUGAUUUGCAUUUUAAUGAGGGAAAUAAGUAUUUGACCCCUCUGCAAAACAUGACUUAGUACUUGGUGGCAAAACCCUUGCUGGCAAUCACAGAGGUCAGACAUUUCUUGUAGUUGGCAACCAGGUUUGCACACAUCUCAGGAGGGAUUUUGUCCCACUCCUCUUUGCAGAUCUUCUCCAAGUCAUUAAGGUUUCGAGGCUGACGUUUGGCAACUCGAACCUUCAGCUCCCUCCACAGAUUUUCUAUGGGAUUAAGGUCUGGAGACUGACUAGGCCACUCCAGGACCUUAAUGUGCUUCUUCUUGAGCCACUCCUUUGUUGCCUUGGCCGUGUGUUUUGGGUCAUUGUCAUGCUGGAAUACCCAUCCACAACCCAUUUUCAAUGCCCUGGCUGAGGGAAGGAGGUUCUCACCCAAGAUUUGACGGUACAUGGCCCCGUCCAUCGUCCCUUUGAUACGGUGAAGUUGUCCUGUCCCCUUAGCAGAAAAACACCCCCAAAGCAUAAUGUUUCCACCUCCAUGUUUGACGGUGGGGAUGAUGUUCUUGGGGUCAUAGGCAGCAUUCCUCCUCCUCCAAACACGGCGAGUUAAGUUGAUGCCAAAGAGCUCGAUUUUGGUCUCAUCUGACCACAACACUUUCACCCAGUUCUCCUCUGAAUCAUUCAGAUGUUCAUUGGCAAACUUCAGACGGGCCUGUAUAUGUGCUUUCUUGAGCAGGGGGACCUUGCGGGCGCUGCAGGAUUUCAGUCGUUCACGGCGUAGUGCGUUACCAAUUGUUUUCUUGGUGACUAUGGUCCCAGCUGCCUUGAGAUCAUUGACAAGAUCCUCCCGUGUAGUUCUGGGCUGAUUCCUCACCGUUCUCAUGAUCAUUGCAACUCCACGAGGUGAGAUCUUACAUGGAGCCCCAGGCCGAGGGAGAUUGACAGUUAUUUUGUGUUUCUUCCAUUUGCGAAUAAUCGCACCAACUGUUGUCACCUUCUCACCAAGCUGCUUGGUGAUUUGUAGCCCAUUCCAGCCUUGUGUAGGUCUACAAUCUUGUCCCUGACAUCCUUGGAGAGCUCUUUGGUCUUGGCCAUGGUGGAGAGUUUGGAAUCUGAUUGAUUGAUUGCUUCUGUGGACAGGUGUCUUUUAUACAGGUAACAACUCCCUUUAAGAGUGUGCUCCUAAUCUCAGCUCGUUACCUGUAUAAAAGACACCUGGGAGCCAGAAAUCUUUCUGAUUGAGAGGGGGUCAAAUGCUUAUUUCCCUCAUUAAAAUGCAAAUCAAUUUAUAACAUUUUUGACAUGCGUUUUUCUGGAUUUUUUUGUUGUUAUUCUGUCUCUCACUGUUCAAAAUAAACCUACCAUUAAAAUUAUAGACUGAUCAUUUCUUUGUCAGUGGGCAAACGUACAAAAUCAGCAGGGGAUCAAAUACUUUUUUCCCUCACUGUAAGUGCUGCUCUCUCUUUUAUCUUUUACAAUGUUCUUGUCGAGUAUAUAUUAGCGAAUGGGGGGAAAAAGUGGGGAAAGAGAAGGAGAGGGAGGAAAAGAGGAGGAGAGAGAGAGAGAAGGGAGAGAGAGAGAAGAGAGAGAGAGAGCAAGAGAGAGAUCUAGCAGAGUAUCGAGCGAAUAGCAGCUCGACUCUCCUCGAUCUCUCUCUCUCUCUCUCUCUCUCUCUCUCUCUCUCUCUCUCUCUUUCUGUCUCUCACCCUCUCUCUUUUUACAGUAAAUUGCCCAGCUGGGCUCGAGCGGUGGUGCCCAACAUCUUCUACGUAACAGAGAAGGCCUGGAACUACUACCCCUAUACCAUCACAGGUGUGCACACACACACACACACUAACACACACACACACACACACUCACACUGAUGUGGUACUGCAGAACUAGGAUCCAUUCAUACCAGGCACCACUAAUGGUUGUGUGCGGUAAGAAAUGAACUCUGACCACGUAUCGACCGUAACCCUAGCGGAAAUGCACCAGGCUAACCUCAACCUAAUCUAGUUACCGUGACACUGAGCUCAUAGCAUAGCCAGGCUAGCUGAUUCACGUUAUACUAUAGUGCACACAGCUAACCAACAAACGUUCUAAUAACGUUCCGAGAACAGUCUGGUUCCCGUUUUGAAAUAACAUAAUAUGUGAGACUAUAUUCUCGUAACGUUAUUAGAACGUCAGGUCAGCAUCAGUUCCCAGAAAUGUUUAUUCAAAAGUCAAUGGAAAAUGUUCAGCAACAUUCUGGAUGUGUGAGUUGUGAUGUUUCUUGUGUCAUCUUGUGCUCCUUCACGUUGUAUCACAUCGGAACCUGUUUGCGUUUCUACUGUGUUGUUGAGUUAUUGAAGCCCUAACUGUGGUGUGUUUUCUCCCCUCUGCUCCAAUGCGUCCCUCUGGGCCUGCCUCUCUAGAGUACACCGUAAGUAUCUCUUCCAUUUCCUUUAUUGAUCACAGAGCUAUGAAGAGAGCCACCGCAGUUCAAUAAUGUACAGGGUGUCAGGACGCAUUCAAUGCAGCAACAUGGAAGGACCAGGAAAGAGUGCCUCAUCUCUCUCUAACCAUUUUCUUCUGCUUCGCUGGUUGUUUUAGUUAGACGUUACAUAUGGAGUCAGCGUUUUGGCAUAUGUGUAGAUAGUAGGCUUGGGUUGUGUAGUUUUAUGCAUAUUUAUUGUGUUAUUUUGCAUUUAUAUAAAAUGUAUGUGGCUUAGUUGGAAUGAAGCUUCCCCCUAUGGAGACAUUAGUAUGGCUAGCCAUAGCAACAGCUUAGCGCCUGUGUGUGUGUGUGUGUGUGUGUGUGUGUGUGUGUGUGUGUGUGUGUGUGUGUGUGUGUGUGUGUGUGUGUGUGUGUGUGUGUGUGUGUGUGUGUGUGUGUGUGUGUGUGUGUGUGUGUGUGUGUGUGUGUGCAUUUCCAUGUGUGUCUUCUGAAUUACAGCUCUCUUCAUGGUGAUGAAUGUAUGGCUGUAGCUAGGCAUGUGCUCUCCAGAGAUAAAGACACAUCCGUUCCCUCAUGUCACUCAUGAGUAGCGUCAUUCAUUUUUACUGCCCUGAGGAUUCGACUGCCUUUAAGGUGUCAAAUUAUGUCCAUUUGCUUGCUGCCAUAGCCAGAGCUUUCUUAAAUACUAUUUACUUGGUAUAACAUUUAUUAAAGCUGCAAUAUGUAACUUUUUGGGCGACCCGACCAAAUUCAGUUAUACUGUAGAUUUGUCAUUCUCAUUGAAAGUCUAAGAACCGUUGCUUGUUUUGUCACAUAAACUGAAAUUAGGCGAACUAUUAGAAUUUUAGCAACCAGGAAAUGGUGGAGCGAUUUCUGCAUAGUACCUCUUUAAGUAACAUAUUUUUUUUUCUUUUUGAGAUUUCGGUAUCCCCUAUUGGUGUGGGGUGGGUUUGUUGUUGUGUUGAUUCAAAAUGUUAUUGGUUAAGUGAUUUAGUACAUGACUCUAUACAGCUAUAAGCUGUUAUAAAUGCUUAUAGCAAGUCUUAUAAUGUGUUAGAAGGCAUCAUAAUGCCUUAUACACUGGUAGUUCACAGAAAGUGUUACCAAGAACUCUUUACAACCAACAUCAGUCUCAACGGCAUUAUCAAAACGUUACUGUAGCAGUGUUUUAUGUCUGAAAAGGGUUUAAGAUUGAUGACAGUCUUGGAAACCUGCCGCUGCCCCCUGUAACAUACUGUCUGAAACUUCUAAAGCCUUUGAACUCUGGCAUUUUCAAAUGAUCAGAAAGUGAUAAAUGCCACCACAGUGAGUCAUACGGCUUUAUAUACAUUUUAUAAAGAGAGGAAGGAAGAGAGUAGGAGGGAGGAGGAAAAGGGGGAUGAGGGGGGGACAUCGCUUUGACAGUGACAGAGCCCGUUUCGGCCUCGAUAAAAGGCAGUGUGUGAGUCAUAGGAGGGGGUACAUGCAACACACACACACCACACAAACACACCACACACACACACACACACACAGACCAAACACACAUUCAGACACAAGCACAUGGACCGGCAUACAGAACAUACUCCCAUUCAUUCAUCUCCCCUUUCUGAACACCAAACAAAUCAAAUCAAAUCACAUUUGAUUUGUCACAUGCGCCGAAUACAACAGGUGUAGACCUUACCGUGAAAUGCUUACUUACAAGCCCUUAACCAACAAUGCAGUUAAAGAAAUAGAGUAAGAAAAUAUUUACUAAUUAAAUUAAACUAAAGUAAAAAAUAAAAUAAAAAGUAACACAAUAAAAUAACAAUAACGAGGCUAUAUACAGGGGGUACCGGUACCGAGUCAAUGUGCAGGGGUACAGGUUAGUCGAGGUAAUAUGUACAUGUAGGUUGGGGUAAAGUGACUAUGCAUAGAUAAUAAACAGCGAGUAGCAGCAGUGUAAAAAGAAAGGAGGGGGGGGGGGGUCAAUGUAAAUAGUUCGGGUGGCGAUUUGAUUAAUUGUUCAGCAGUCUUAUGGCUUGGGGGUAGAAGCUGUUAAGGAGCCUUUUGGACCUAGACUUGGUGCUCCGGUACCAACAGCUUUCAGUUGGUGGGGAUAUUGAUACAAGAAGUCUAGAGACCAAAUGUCUCGAUGACACAUAAACCAUCUUAAAAUGCAACACCAGUUUCAGGUGAAAGCUGUUGUUUUUCCACUAUUUUCAAAUAUCUCACCUGAUACAUGUUUUCUGUUUUUGUUUUGCAGUGUUCUUUCCUGCCCAAGUUCUCCAUUCACAUAGAGACAAAAUACGAGGACAACAAAGGCAGCAAUGACAACGUGAGUAACGACCGUGUGUGUUUAUGUGUUUGUGUGUUGCUCUGAGGCCCUUCAGUAUGAUCAAGUCAUUCCAUAAUAGGGGCCCUAUGGACCCUCAGUGUCUGCCAAGUGCAGCUCUGCUAAUUGAAGAGCCCAUUUCAUUUAUACUCUGGCCUUCUCUCUGUCCCUCUCUCUCUCCCUCUCUGUGUGUUUUGUGUAAUGGGGUGUCAGUCUUGGUAUUAGAAAAGUCCACUCUCUGUUAAUGUUUUGAGAGAGUAGACGGGCAUCAACCUGUCUGGUCAUUUAUCAUAGAGUGUGUUUGUGUGUGUGUGUGUGUCCCAUUUCUUUGGCCAGACAAUAUUAGUGAAAGCCCUGCAGAUGUAAAAGAGAGGAUGUUAUAUCACAGUGAAUGUAAAAGACAGACUCACUCUGGUCUCUACAUCUGUAAUCCAACCCCAGCCUACCUCUCUUCGCUAACAACUGCUGUGGCCAGUGUCUCUGUGCGUGCACACACACAACACACACGUACACACUUGGAGUCAUAUAUCACACACACACACACAUAUCACUUUAUUUCCCACAUGUAUGUGUUUGCAUGCACAAGUUCUACUAAAAACCUCCCAUGUGAUUCUAUCCACGGACAUUGCAGCUUCAGAGCCAACACAAGCUCUGCAUCUUUUAGAACAUUGUAUAAUCUGGUCAAAAUUCUGAAUCUUCUCUACCAAGAUACUGUAUGUUGUGAAAUAAUAUGCAGCCCUGUGUUUCUGUGCUCACGAUGUUAUGAAAGAUAAUGUCAGGUUGUAAAAAUGUGUUUUCACACUCACAGUCCUAUUUCGUGACAGAGAAGGGGUUGAAUGUCUGUUUGAAUUUAAUGUGAGGGUUUAAAUGUGUGUUUGUGUGUGUGCGUCCGUGUGUGUGUGUGUGCCUGUGUGUACAUCUAUACAUGUGUGAAUGAAGUGCGUCUGUGCGAAUCCGUGUGAAUGACAGAGUGUGAAUGAAGUAGUGUGUGUGCGAAGACUGCGUAUUCUGUCUGAAUGAAUGGAGGGUGUGGUUAGAUGAUGUGAUUGACAAUUCCACAGUCAUAUCAGGUAGCAGACAGCAGACCGUGACAGCGGCAGGGCUACCGUUAUGUUUGGAGAAGAGCCACUACUUAAAUACUGUCCCUAAUGGUUAAUGGUUGUCAUUCUUUCUUUCUUUCUUUCUUUCUUUCUUUCUUUCUUUCUUUCUUUCUUUCUUUCUUUCUCUCUCUCUCACUUUCUCUCUCUCUGUCUCUCUCUCUGUCUCUCUCUCUCUCUGUGUCUCUCUCUCUCUCUCUCUCUGUCUCUCUCUCUCUCUCUCUGUCUCACAUCCACUGGUAGCUGGAAGCAUGAUGUGUAACAUAGACGUUGAAACACACUUUGAAAUGUUGCACUCUGUCCUGGUUGAGCAUUCGUUCACUCAUCCCCUUAGGCCUAGAGUAAUGGAGUAGUCCUCUCUAUAACCAAGCCUAGCACACACACACACACACACACACACCUAGCUCCUCAGAUGGAAACAGAGAGUGGCUAAUGCUAUUGUUGUCUGUUUGCCCUGAGGCUAUAUAUGAGCUCUGCCAGUCUGUCUGUCUGUCUGUCUGUCUGUCUGUCUGUCUGUCUGCCUGUCUGUUGUGAAUGGGAGAUAAUGACAGUGAGAAUACUGUACAGUGGAAGUCAAUCAACACAAGCUUAGAGCUCUCCCUUCUGGCUGCAUUGCACAAUGACGUGUCCCUGCAGUAGCCUAGUGGAGUAGCUAAGUCUGAGGAAAAGUGGUCCGUAAUCACAGAUCUAAGAUCAGGGCCUGUAUGUAUCAAGCAUCUCAGAGUAGGAAGGCUGAUCUAGGAUCAGGUCCCCCCCCCGUCCAUGUAAUCGUAUUCAUUAUGAUCUAAAAGGCAAAACCGAUCCUGGAUAAGCACUCUUGCUAUGAGACGCUUUGUGAAUACGGGCCCUGAUAAAUAUCUGACCCUGUGGAUAUUCUGACCACUCUGGCUGAAAUAAAAUGACUAGCUUCUGUCAAAUAACAAACAAAUGACAAAUGUCUGUAAAUGAAGGGCCUCGAAUUCUAACACAAAGAAGAUACUUUGGGAGGCACAAUCAAUAUCAAUGAGCUGUGUAGUUUGGUAAAGAGAGGAUAUUAUUGAUGCCUGAAGCCAUAGAUGACUACCUAUGACUAACUGUACCUCUGGGAAUUAUCUCUUUUUUGUGUUUGUUUGUUUUCAGAUCUUCUCAGACAGUGAAAAUAAAGACCAGGAAAGGGAGGUGUGUUUCGUCGAUAUCGCCUACGACGAGAUCCCUGAGAGAUACUUUAAAGAGUCUGAGGUGAGUGUGUGUGCGUGUGUCUGCGUCUGUGUGUGUGUGUGUUGUUUCAUUAGAGGUAAUGGGGCCCAGGUGUUAUUGUAGGGGUUAUUGUAGCCGAGGCAGGCUGUCUCUCUGUAGUCAAACACUGGUGCUUAGAGUCUUAUUAUUAGUCUAAAAAUAGAACCAGCAACAUGAUUCAGACAUAACAAUGACAGUGGAUACAAGGACAUUCAAUGAUACUCAGUGAUACUCAAAGAUACAAUGAUACGACAGACGGACAUCAUUUCAGUCUAUUGGUUUUGCCCUAAGUAUCCUAGUCAUCCAAAUAUCCCAAACUAUUUUAUUGGGUUGGAAUUUGAUUCAAAUACAUUUAGUUAUAUUCCCGAAUUGAGUUUGUAUUGGAGGUAAACCCAUUAUACACUCCGCAAUACAGCUCUGACCAGAUAAUGCUAGCUAUGCUAACUCUAGCAUCACCUUCGAAUUCUGCCCCCCAUUCACCUCUUCCUCAUCUAAUUUUCAGUGUUAGCAAUUAGCAUGUUAGCAUAUAGCAUCUGUAAGUAUAGUUAGACUGUUGAAUAUAAUAGAUGCAGUAAGCGGUGGUUGAAUGAUAAAUUGCCUCUGCCCCUGAGAUAGGGAAGAAUCUCUGGAGGGAAGGAUUCCUAUUUAACGUUAGCUUUCUAUUUUUAGCUUUCCCAUAAUGCAUUCCUCUCAGGAUGCAGAGGUUUGGAUUAAUUACUGAGAUCUAAGUUUGUGUGUGUGUGUGUGUGCGUACAUUCACGUGUGUCCACCCCAACAGGACCUGCGGUACUUCAAGUCAGAGAAGACGUCGCGAGGCAUGCUGCAGGAGGGCUGGAGGGACACCCAGGAGCCCAUCAUGUGCUCCUACAAGCUGGUCACCGUCAAGUUUGAGGUGUGGGGCCUGCAGACUCGCGUGGAGCAGUUUGUACACAAGGUCAGAGGUCAUUCACACACACACACACACACACACAGCCAUUCUGUCCUCCACUAAACCCUUCCACAAAAGGCUUUAUACUCAGUGCAUGAGUAGAAUGAGACUUAGUGUUCACUAUUUAAAUAGCAAAUAGCAACCACUUACUCCAUAGAUAGUGCUGGUUCAUUUUUGUAGAACUGCUCUGAGAUCAGUGUUCUCUGACCCACUCUAUUGUCUCUCCCUAUAGGUGGUGCGUGACGUGCUGCUCCUGGGCCACAGGCAGGCUUUUGCCUGGGUGGAUGAGUGGAUCGGUAGGUCGACAAGCACUGCUCUAUUGGUCCUCUCACUAACUAAUCACUUGGUAGUGUUCAGUUGGGCAAAUCUUUUUUUUAUGUGUUGAAAGUUAAAAUGAAUGAGUGUUUCUUAUUGGACAAAUCUAGGCGAUCCCUCCCAGUUUUUAUUCUGUACCUAAUGAACACGGCCCAAGCUUAACACUGGGAGCUAUGAAGCCACUCUUUCCUUAGAAUGUUAUCAAUAAGAAAGGACUUCCAUUCGAUUUUACUCCUUUUGGGAGUUAAGUGGUUACUGUUGAUGCUGUCUCGAAUCUACUGUCUGUAUCAUUGUGUGUUAUAGAACUAAAUAAGGCAUGUGAACCCCUAAACACCUUCCAAUUCCCCAUCACUGCGUCUAACCCUGCUCAACCUUAUGCACUGGCUGACCUCUCUGAUAUCAAUAACCCUACUUAGAACACAUACCCUAGGGGGCAUUUUCCCCAGACAGAUCCAAAGCCCAGUCCUGGACUAAAAAGCAAGCUCAAUGGAGAAUCUUCAUUGGAAGUGCUUUUUAGUCCAGCAAUAGGCUUAAUCUGUGUCUGGGAAUAUCGCCCCUAGAAGUACUGUCAUGUCCAGGGUUGGUAUGUGUUCACUAGCUCACUACUUCAUUAAUACACUAUAUACAAAAGAAAUGUGAGAUAAUGUCUAGAUGCUUUUAAUAGUAGAGAUCAAGUUUAUAAAUUGCCUGGCUGGGCUGAUGAGACAGUGGAUUGCGCAGUCAGAUGGAACAGAAUAAAUAGGCAUUUUAGCGUCAUAGAUUUAGCCGGUGGUAACUUGAGGAAUAGACACAGGUUGGAAUGCGGUUUUAACCAAUCAGCAUUCAGGAUUAGACAACCUGUUGUAUAAUGAUACACCGACAUCCCCUGGACUGCAGUUCCUUCCAUGUUUAUCUGUAAAACCAAUUCCUGCAAUUCUGUAUUGGCAUUCAAUCAAACAAUAUCCCUCCUGUACACUGGUCUGUUUCUUUUUGCGUCAGCAAUAUUUUUCAUUAUUUUUGGCAUCAAGGCUUGUAAGAUGUUGGCAUCAAGGCUUGUACGAUGUCUAUAGUGAACACAAAUGGCUGUAUUUGCUACAAUGUCCUAACAAGAGAAUAGCAAUUGCUGAAAAUAUCAGGAGAUAUUGCACAGAAGAUAUUGCACUCAUUGAAUCAUGAAAGCUGUGAGUAUGUGGGUCUUGACUGUCUGGCAAUAAGAGCAGCAGCAGUAGCAGUAAUACUAGCAGCACUCUUAUUAGCACUCAGCUUUUUCCAUGGCUGCGGGGUAAGUUAAAAACAAGCCAUUACUGCUGUAAUGGGACACCGCUACUCACUCUCUCCCUUCUCCUCCUCUACCUCUGGAAAAAAAAAAUACUUUCCCUCCUACGCACUAUUUGGAUGAUUCCCCCUCACCAAAAUCCUCCUGAUGUAUUUGGGAUGACCUGCCUAGGGCUGUUCUUUGGGAAUGUAUUUUUUCCGGUGAUGCUCCCAACCCUUCCCGUCUGACUCAGAGGGUUCUGGAUCAUUUACUCUCCCUCUCCUCUCCUUUCCAUUCUCCCUCUAUCUCUCCCUUUCUUCCUCCUCCUCUUCCUCUUCCUAACCCGGCUUUGGCCUGACUAGCUCUCUCCUCUCGACACCAGCUAUUUUUGGUCGUGUGAAGCUAGCUCUGCCCUCUCAACCUCCUAUUGACUAUGCUUGAACUUCGACCUUUCUGCCCCUCACAAAAGCAUUAAUCACCACCCAGCGCUCUCUACUCACCCACAGUGUGCCCCUCCUCACUUAAUCCCUCCACCACCACCUCCACCCCUACUCCACCUUCGUCUUGAGUGUCCUAACGGGAAGGUGCCAACAUCUCGACCUUCCCCUCUUUGCAGAUAUGAACUUGGAUGACGUGCGGGAAUACGAGAAAAAUAUGCAUGAACAAACCAACAUUAAAGUUUGCCAUGAGCAGCAGGAGCAUUCCACAAACUCACCGUCACUGGAUGAAAUAGAGAUUCAUGAUAAAGCCAGCGUAUGUGUCGUUUAAUUUCUUAAUUUCCUCUUGUUCUGUUUCAUAUUGACGUGUUCUGUUGUUUAUGUUGACGUGACUCAGGAGGGAACCAAUCACUCUGUUUCCAUGCAAAAUGUUUUCUGAAAUAAGUGGUUCUUGCGAGCUUUAUAGUAGUUUCUAUAUCGGGAAAACAUGAAGUACUAAAAUAUUCACAAAUUGAGAAAAAUAUAAUGACUUUUGAUUAGAAAAUGUUUGAUCAUUUUGAUGAUGACAUAAUUAGUAGUGUGUCUUAUGAUGGCAGGCUAAGAUUAGAAAUAAGCAUUAGAAUGCUUUGGAGUCCUGUCUCCCCCCUCUCUCACCCCCUCAUUCUCUCUCUCCGUGCAGACAUGACGAUGGAUGAGGUGAGAGAGUAUGAGCGCACCAUCCAGGAAGCCACCAACGAGAAGAUCGGGAUUUUCCCCCCGUCGAUCUCCAUCAGCGAGAUGCCCCUGUCCUCCUGCACCCUCUCCGGCCCCGCCAGCGCCCCCACCACCCCCCUCUGCACUGACGCGCCCGAGUUCCUCUCCGUCCCCAAGGACCGAGCCCGCAAGAAGUCCGCCCCUGAGACACUCACCCUGCCCAACGCCGCUACCCAGAACCAGAGUGGAGUCCCCCAGGGCUCUAUGCUGGUGCCGCUUCCAAAUCAAAAUCACUCCCCCUGGCCCUCCUCCGACUCUGACCAGGCUGAGUUAGGGGGGAAAUAGGAGGGACAGGGGAUGUUCUUUUCCCCCAAAUGCCCCGCCACCUCACUGUCUUAGUAGCCCAGCAAGACUAGCCUCUAUGCCCCAGUGCCCAGUCCUCCAGGCCCAACUAACCAUAUCCCAGAGUUCAGUGCUUCUUACACAUAUCUCCACAGGUCAAAGGUCUAACCACCAGUUUCCAAUCUCCUACAUCCUCAACAGAAGUCGGUUUUGUCAGCCUUCAAUGGAUGGCUUCCUCUUCCUGAGAUCUAGCCAAUCAGCUGUCUGAUCUACUGUAACAACCACCCAAGUUGUCCAUCAAGAGAACAUAUCCACAACGGGUUUUGUGUCCUGUCCUCAAUUAGCGAUCCCUGUGUUCGUCUUACAAUACGUUAUUGACAAAAUGCCAGAUGGAUUCUCUUUUUUUAUAUCAGGUCAGCUGAUGAUCCUUAUGUAAUGUAAAUGUAGUUGCCAUAACAACAUGAAAUUAGAGAGACAAUGAAAUUAAUAUUGUUUUGUUCACUUGAGUGAAUGAACAUCUUUCCAUAGAAUUCUCAGCCUACAAAUAGAUCAAAUAUAAUUUUGACCUUGAAAUAAAUAAACUUUGAAAUUUACUAAAUGGAAGUAGAAGUACUGUAGUAUAGUUAGUGUUAUAGCUACAUUGACUCACUAAAAAGACACCACCUUUCACCUGGACGGAGGACAGACCAUUCAAAACUGACCCCAGAUCUGUGUGUGUUCACGUCUCUCCACUCCGCACUCCAAUUGAAACAGAUGCAAGAUCAGGACAAUCACAGAAAGAGAUCCCUUCUCAGGUCUCCAGAGCUCUGCCUCAGCCCUCUUUAGGAAGGGCAGGGAACGUAACCUUUCUCUCCCUGCUUUAAAACACAAUUUUUAUACCUGCACAGAUAUAUCUAUAUACUGUAUCUAUACUCACCUAACUAACCUUUGGAACGUUUACACAACAUUAGAUAAGCCAUGAUAAAAUACAUAUUUGGCAUCAAGUUUGACAUUGAAGAGUGAUGCAGUCAGUUUAAUCAAAUUGGUAUAGCAACAGAACAGAUAUGACUAGGAAAAAUGCCAUUUGGGGAUAUGCUGUAAAUGUAAGUGAACAUUGAGCACAGUGGAGUUGAUAUGGCCUUACUGUAUGUGCUUGGUUAUCUUUGCAUUGUGCAUUGUGUUUUUAGGAUAAUGUUGCUUGCAAAUGUUGGUACUGAACCAGUUUUGGUGGGCUCAGAAAGUUAUUUUGAAGCAACAACGUUAGCGGCGGCCAUCUUGUUUUCCUGCACUAGCCUCACCACAGUGUGUCAUCAGAAACUUUGGGGGGGGGGAAGAAAAAUUGAGGAGAAGGUUUCUCUUUGUGUAAUGGCCUAGCUAUGAUGCUACUAUUUUAUACAAUCACAUAGAUGCAAAAAGGGGUCUCAUAUGCCGCAUGAAAUGUUCACAAACAUGUAUACAUAUGUAAAGUAUAUGUGUAUAUAAAUGGCAGUAUAUAUUGUUGAUGCGAAAUUGUGGAGAAAGCGAAUGUGACGUUGUCCUAGGCUCUGUAGUGUAACCAUUGUAUAGUAAAGCAGAGUUUUAGCAGAGACUGAAACUGAGCAUGUUCUGAGAAUACAACUCUCUACUCAGUGCCUCUGCAUGCAAAAGUCUAUAUUGUCUCGUCUGUAUACAAAUCCAAAACAUUUCAAUUAAGAAAAAA
Messenger RNA from Coregonus sp. 'balchen', 13436 nucleotides. The record is from the annotation of a GenBank genome assembly. NCBI's taxonomy places the organism in Eukaryota, Metazoa, Chordata, Actinopteri, Salmoniformes, Salmonidae.